Impatiens glandulifera is the source of this 738-nucleotide messenger RNA. RefSeq lists its product as uncharacterized. The record is from RefSeq and is a predicted model, not a curated record. The transcript has a single exon. NCBI's taxonomy places the organism in Eukaryota, Viridiplantae, Streptophyta, Magnoliopsida, Ericales, Balsaminaceae. The coding region runs from base 1 to 738 and encodes 245 amino acids.
AUGGUGAUCACUUCGCUUGGCUUUCUUCCUAGUCACCAUGAUUCGGCUUUAUUUGUCAAGGGUACAACAGCAGGACGCAUUCUUCCAUCCUUGUAUGGUGAUGAUAUGAUUAUUAUAGGUGAUGAUCACGAUGGUAUUGAAUCAUUGAAGUCUGAGUUAGCACACUCAUUCUCUAUGAAAGAUUUGGGCAUGCUACGUUAUUUUUGGGGAAUUGAGGUAGCUUAUUCUCCAAAAGGUUAUCUCUUAUCUCAAUCUAAGUACAUUGCUAAUUUGUUUGAGCGUGCUCGACUAACUGACAGCCGAAUUGUUGAUACACCCCUUGAGACCAAUGUUAGAUACUCUUCGUCCGAUGGCACUCCUUUGGAGGAUUAUGGUAUGUAUCGUACCAUUAUUGGCAGUUUGGUUUAUCUUACUGUAACUCGACCAAACAUUGCGCAUGCAGUUCAUGUGCUUAGUCAGUUUGUCACUACCCCUACUACAGUUCAUUGGGCUACUGUUCUUCGUAUUCUCAGGUAUCUUCAGGGUACUCAAUUUCAUAGUCUCAUGCUUCCUUCCACAUUUUCAUUAGAGUUGCGUGCCUACUCUGAUGCGGAUUGGGCUGGUGAUCCUAUGGACCGCAAGUCGACCACUGAAUAUUGUAUUUUCCUCGGUGAUUCGCUUAUUACAUGGAAGAGCAAGAAACAAGAUGUCAUCUCUCGGUCUUCUACAGAAGUUGAGUAUCGUGUCAUGGCCUCGUGA